Messenger RNA from Dipodomys spectabilis (banner-tailed kangaroo rat), 2722 nucleotides. RefSeq names its product EF-hand calcium-binding domain-containing protein 1-like. The coding region runs from base 1816 to 2460 and encodes 214 amino acids. The transcript is spliced from 5 exons. NCBI's taxonomy places the organism in Eukaryota, Metazoa, Chordata, Mammalia, Rodentia, Heteromyidae. Gene Ontology annotation, molecular function: calcium ion binding. The record is from RefSeq and is a predicted model, not a curated record.
UGUCCCUGAGCUUCUUUGUCUUCAGCUGAAGACUAGCACUCUACUACUGGAGCCACAGCGCCAUGCCUGGCCUUUCUGAGAAGUUGGAGAUAAUUCUAUAGACUUUCCUGCCUGGGCUGGCUUCAGACUGCAGUCCUCAGAUCUCAGCCUCAUACGUAGCUAGGAUUACAGGUGUGAGCAACCAGAACCCAGCAAAACUUACUCUUAUACUUUAAUAAAAAUUGUUAGAGGAACUAGAAUAUAUUGCCCUACAUUUAAUUUCUAAUUUAAAAAAUUGUUUAAGUAUUUCAUCCUCCAGCCAGGAUGGCCAUCAUCAAGAAUGUGCAGCAUCAAGUUGUGCAGCUAUUAUAGAAGGCAAUUUGGAGAUUAUUAAAAAAAAAAAUAGAAGUAGAGCUACCUUCUAAUCUAGUGUUACCACUGUUGGGCAUUUAUCCAAAAUAAUACAAAUCAGGUUACAGUAAAUGCACCAGUACACCUUGUUCAUUCAGAGCUGCACUAGUCACAGUAGCUAAGUACCAGAUACAGCCCAGAUGCCCUAUAAUUGAUUCUCAAGAAAUAUGGUAUGUAUAGACAUUCGAAUUUUAUCCAUCAGAAACAUUCAUUUUCAGGAAAAUGGAUUUGGAGAAAAAUCAUACUGAGUAAACUAGGUUCAGAAAGAACAAGGUCAUGUUUUCUCACACACAUGGAUGUUAGACUAAAAUACAAACAAGUAAAUACAGGGCCAUCUGCAUGUAUGAUGUGUGUGUGCAUGCGUGUAUGUGUGCAUGUGUGUAUGCCUAUAAUCAAACUGGUUUAUGCAGGACAGAUUCCAUGGUGUAAUUCCUUUGAACAAUAAGCAGUUUAACAGAAAUGAGUAUUAGGAAGCUUAAACAAGACUUAUUCAUAAACUUCCUCUGACUGUGAGGUAACUAGUGAGCAAAUGCAGUUACAAUAAUGUAUGUAAGUAAAAAUGGAACUGGGAAAAGGAGUGUGGCUAGGCUAGGUGGAGAAUGUUAAAGGUGUGGCUGAUCAAGACAUACACAUAAAUGGACAUGUUAAGCUCAAUCUCCAGUAUACACUUAAAAAUAAUUCAGAAAUUUCAGCCUAGGGCUAAGGGCAUAGUCAGUCCAGUAUUCACAAAGUCCUGGUUCAAGCCCUAGCAUCAACAAAGAAAACCGUCCCUAAAAGUAGUUUCAGAGGAUUUUCUUGCCUUACCAAAAUGAUGGCUACCAGAUGCCUCAAUAGUUUUUUUCCCUACCAAGAUAUUACCCUAGACAUCAAUUAGAACAGUGGACAUUUCAGUGAGCUUUCGUUUACAUCACGUUUUCCUACCAGUCUUAGGUGAAAAUGGGUUUUUACACUAAAGAAGAUUCCAGAUUGAAAACCUUUUGAGUCUCAUGAAAAGAUGUUUGGUUAGAGUUUAAAAGUUAUGCUCUUAGAGGGAGCGGUCUGUGGCCUGGGAAAUCAGCUGAGAAACAUCCACCUCAACUAUCAUGUUCAAAUACAGAAAUAUUUUUAGGGAGAAUAGCAAUAGAAUGAUACACUAAUUUGAUUAUGUUUAGCCCUCAAGAAAAGUAUAUGCUGAAAUUGCCACAAUGCUUCAGAGAUCACAGUAACCUUAAUGAAAACCCCUAAUAUGUACUGAGUGGUAGCAACCAUUGCUGCCAGGUUUUCCAGUUACUUGAAAAGGUUCUGUUUAGUUGCUAGGAAGUUUCUGUGGUCACAUUCCAUAGUGAGAGAUUGGCGUGGUGAACUAUGGGAUCAGCAGUUGUUUAGAACACCCAAGCUUGGAGCAAGCCUAUCUGGGAAGUACAGUGUGUUGAAGCCAAACUCAGCAUGGAGCAGCGGGCUCUGAAGAAACUAGUCGAAUCCAUCUGUAAAACUGUCAAAAGCUUCAAAAAAAGUGAGGUACAUUGUCUCAUAAAUCUUUUUCAAAGCUUGGUGGAAAGAAGUGGUGGAAGAUUUGAUAAGGGGUUAGAUCGUAACACAUUUCGAGGGAUCCUGUACAGCAUAUUUGGAAUGACUGAUGAUAUGUUGAUGAACAGAGUGUUUUUUGCAUUUGACAAAGACAGUGAUAAUUUCAUCAAUGUAAUAGAAUGGAUUAAAGGAUUAUCAGUGUUUCUUCGAGGGACUUUUGAAGAAAAGCUCAAGUUCUGUUUUGAAGUUUAUUAUUUGAAUGGAGAUGGUUAUAUUUCUCAAGAAGAAAUAUUUGACAUGUUGAAGAACAGUCUAUACCAACAGUCACCUGAAGAAGAGAGUGAUGAAGGAAUAAGCGAGUUAGUAGAUCUAACACUGAAGAAAAUGGAUUAUGACAAUGAUGGCAAGAUAUCUUUUGCAGACUUUGAGAGAGCAGUGAGAAAAGACACACUUCUGUUGGAGGUGUUUGGCCCAUGUUUACCGGAAGCAAAGGUAGAGUACAAGUAUCAAAAGCCCAAACUGGUCAAGGGAAACUUUAAAGAGCCAGCGAAUAAUACUUGUUAGACUUUAUAGGUAGCUUAUUACUGAAGUUUAGGCAAUUAUAAAGGAAUCAGCCUCCUCAACCCAGUUUGGGGCCCUACAAAGAACUAUUGACUAGUUCAGUGACUAAAGACUUUGACCUUGUAAGCAUUUUAGACUUGCAAUUCAUUUUAAACACAAUGGAAAUAUUUUCUCAAACUAAACCCAGAAUAUACUGACUUUAUUCAGUGAUAAAACAUUGAGAAAAGAGUAGAUUCAGCUAGAACCAACUAUAAAUUGCUAGAAU